GUAACUUUAAAGCGGAAUAUUCAAGAAUUAGCGGUACAAAGAGGGUUAUCGUUAUUCUGGGCUUAGCAUGGUUACUGGUCCUGAUGUGUUAUGAUGGUUUACCGCAGAUUUAGGUAAAAUAAUACUGCGGUGACUAGAUGAUUAACUUAUCAACCGCCGUAUUCUGUUGUACAUAUGAAUUUUAUUUACAACAGACUGAAAGCUGCCGUGAAUCAAAUUUAAACAGUUGAUCAAAGCAAUUCGUUAUAUAUGUCUUCUGAAUUCAGUCCUUCCAUGUAAGAACUUAAGUCAUACAGCUUUUGUCCAAAAAUGAACCAAACGCCUCAAGAACGCCUGGAUGCUCUUCUUAAGUCUGCUGAGGACUUCACCAUAAUUCAAAAUAUUGACAUUACUCAUUAUGCACGGUUUAUUCGAUCGAUGUUUCGCUUAUCUGUUCAGUUUUCAGAAGCAGGUCAGAAAGAAAAAGCGUACAUAUUAUCCAUUAGAGCUGUUUUGUGUAUCCGAGAGUUGCCUAAUCACAAGGGUUAUCAAAGAUUAGAUCUGCGUACUCAAAACGAACUCCAAAGUCUUGGUAAAUUACUUCCAAAGUCUGCUGAAUUCUUGCGAGAUGAUUUGAGGAAAAAGUACACAGAGGAGUAUGAGCAAUAUAAAAAGUCACUAAGCAUAACUGAAUGGACAUUAAAUACUAAUGGGGCAAUAGUACCGUUUCUUGAUCGCAGUGCAGAACCAUUUGAUAACUAUCCAGUUGAUCCCAAAUCCUAUAGCCUUUCUGUGUCCAACUCAUCGUCAUUGAACGGCACAUUAUAUCCUGCUUUUAAUAAAACACUCGACUACACUGCCAGCGAGUUCCCAAGAUCGUUGUCCAGUAACUAUACAGGAGACUAUGGUUUAACAAAAACUUAUUUAUCUCGACGUUUAAUAAGUGAAUUUUUGAGCUUAGCUAGUAAAAACACUAAAGAAAAUCGAGAAACUUGCGGAACUCUGUGUGGGAAAUUAAUUAGUGGAAAUUUCUACAUUACAAACCUUCUGAUUCCAAAGCAAAGUGGUACUCCAGACUCCUGUGUUACAUAUAAGGAAGAAGAAAUAUUUGAGUACUUAGACAAAAGGCAACUAAUAACAUUGGGUUGGAUACAUACACACCCUACUCAAACUGCUUUUUUAUCAGCUGUUGAUUUACACUGUCAGUUGUCUUAUCAAACUAUGCUCCCGGAAGCAAUAGCAAUUGUAUGUGCUCCGAGAUUCGAUGACAUUAAAUGUUUUUCACUAACUCCUGAUCAUGGCAUUUCAUUUUUGUCAAAAUGCAAAAAAACAGGUUUCCAUCCACAUUCCACAGAUCUUCCAUUAUAUGAGCAAAGUCAACAUGUAAUAUUUGACGAUACUGUUGAACAUUCUUCUGAGGAUCUCCGAUAAUCUGAAAGUUAUUAUUUCUUUUCAAUGAGUUCUUAAUGUACAAAAAAUUCCUUAUAAUUUACCAGUUUCACUUCCUACUGAUUUUAAUUUAAGAAACUAUAAACGGUUCACAAUAUUUUUUUAACAAGAAAAAUACUCUUUCUUGAUUCCCGAAUGCAAUUUGUAAAUGUUUCUGUCACUCAAAUAAGUUUACUACUUGUAAAAAAGGUA
Molecule: messenger RNA, 1620 nt
Organism: Schistosoma turkestanicum
Lineage: Eukaryota; Metazoa; Platyhelminthes; Trematoda; Strigeidida; Schistosomatidae
Source: the annotation of a GenBank genome assembly